This is a messenger RNA of Rhinolophus ferrumequinum (greater horseshoe bat), 2215 nucleotides long. It is a transcript of the gene C5AR1, whose product is annotated as complement C5a receptor 1. The record is from RefSeq and is a predicted model, not a curated record. The transcript has 2 exons. Gene Ontology annotation, biological process: chemotaxis; complement receptor mediated signaling pathway; positive regulation of cytosolic calcium ion concentration. The coding region runs from base 98 to 1153 and encodes 351 amino acids. Gene Ontology annotation, molecular function: G protein-coupled receptor activity; complement component C5a receptor activity. Gene Ontology annotation, cellular component: plasma membrane. NCBI's taxonomy places the organism in Eukaryota, Metazoa, Chordata, Mammalia, Chiroptera, Rhinolophidae.
CCUUCCUGGCUAUCGGCACCCUCCCUUGGGGUUUUAAAAACCACAGCCCUCAGACAUGAGGGACCUUUGAUCAGCGGGAAACUCGGGAGACCUGAAGAUGGACUCCAUGGAAACUAACACCACUGAUUUCUACAAUUAUGAUGUCUCCCUGGACCCCAACGUCUCAGUGGAUAACUCUUCCCACACCGGUCGCCUGAACAUUCUGAAUGUGGUUGCCCUGGUGAUCUUUGCGGCCGUCUUCCUGGUGGGAGUGCCAGGCAAUGCCCUGGUGGUCUGGGUGACAGGGUUCGAGGCCAAACGAGCCAUCAACGCCAUCUGGUUUCUCAACCUGGCGGUGGCCGACCUUCUCUCCUGCCUGGCACUGCCCAUCUUGUUUGUGAGCAUCCUCCAGGAGGACCACUGGUUCCUGGAUGACGUUGCCUGCCGCAUCCUCCCCUCCCUCAUCCUGCUGAACAUGUACGCCAGCAUCUUGCUUCUGGCCGUCAUCAGCGCAGACCGCUUUCUGCUGGUGUUUAAUCCUAUCUGGUGCCAGAACUACAGAGGGGCCCACUUGGCCUGGGUGGCCUGUGGUGUGGCCUGGGGCUUGGCCCUGCUGCUGACCCUACCCUCCUUCAUAUAUCGUAAAGUGCACCAAGAAUACUUUCCAUCCAAGACAUUGUGUGUUGUUGACUACGGCCAAGAUGAUGUCCAUAAACAGAAGGGCGUGGCUAUGCUCCGGCUGGUCAUGGGUUUCCUGUGGCCGCUGGUCACACUUACAAUCUGUUAUACCUUCCUUCUGAUCCGGACGUGGAGCCGCAGUGCCACGCGCUCCACCAAGACGCUCAAGGUGGUGGCGGCAGUGGUGCUCAGCUUCUUCGUCUUCUGGCUGCCCUACCAGGUGAUAGGGGUAAUGAUAGCCUUCUUCCCCACGACCAGUAACACCUACAAAGUCACGUCCAGGUUGGAUGCUCUGAGUGUCUCCAUCGCUUACAUCAACUGCUGUAUCAACCCCAUCAUCUAUGUGGUCGCGGCCCAGGGCUUCCACUCCCGGUUCCUCAAGUCCAUCCCUUCCAGGCUCCGGAAUAUGUUGACCGAAGAGUCCAUGGUUAGGGAGAGCAAGUCUUUCACGCUCUCCACGGUGGACAACACAGCCCAGAAGAGCCAGGCGGUGUGAGGGGAGGCACGUGGCUCCACCAUUCUGGUCCGUUCUCUUUCUGCUUAUUUGAACUCAGCCCUGGGUGAGCUGGUAUUGUUUUAGUGAACUCUUCUCCUUCUUUUCCCAGGUGAAAUCUCCUCAUCCUUCCUCGUUUCCAAGGUCAAUACUUCCUUCUAGGGGCGCGGAACUUUUCUUUUCAUGCAAGGACAUUGAAAACAAACAGAAAGCAAUACACCUGGAGUACCCCCAGACAGCGACACGUUUGCACAGGCAGAGAGUGUGAAUACAAUACAUUAGACACAUAGAAUAGACAAAGAGAAACAUUCUAACCUUUCAAAGAAUAGUUCUGUGUUUAUGUAAUGCAGACUUGGGAAAAAAAUGUUAUCUGGCAUCUCAAAAGUUAUUCUUGUUUAGGACAAAGCGAAAGUCCAUGGAUCUACUAAGCUUUGAUAAGUGAGUUGAUUUCAAGAAAAACAGUAAGUUACACUGUUACUUAAAUAAGUUUCGAAAAAGCUUUAAGUAAAAAGAUGGUAUGUGGUUAUGGGAAAAAACAAGUGUGAGCAAUGUUUUGAAGGCUGACAGUAGUAGACAUUGGUUGGGUACCUCUAGACAAUGGGGUCACAAAGGAAUUUGACUUUUAUUUUGUAAACUACUGUUUGUUGGCACUUACAAAUAAUUAAACUUUUAUUUUGAUAUUAUUGUAGACUUAGUGUCCAGUUGUAAGUAAUAACAUAGAGGGGAUCUUGCGCCGGUGACCUAUUUCCCUCAAUAGAAACAUCUUGCAAAACGACAUUACGCAGUCACAACCGGGAUGUUGACAUUGAUACAGUACAGGGACAGGACACUUUCAUCACCAGCAGGAUCCCUCAUGAUCCCUUCUUCUAGCCACCCCACUUCCCUCCAGCACUCCCAGCCUGUCCUGAACCCCCAGCAACCAUGAACUGCUUUCCAGCUCUAUAACUUUUGCCCUUUCAAGAAUGUUGUAUCAGUGGAAUCCAUACAGCGUGUAAGUUUUUGACUGUUUAAAAAGCUAGCAUCCGUCACUUGAAUAAUGAAAAUAAAAAUAAAUGUUGAAAUGUU